AGCAAGUCACUUCAGGGCUACUGGUUCUUUACUGCUGUGUUGGAACAGAGAGAGAAAUAUGACUUGUGGAGUUCAUUUGGGGAUUUUCCUUAUUGUCUGGGUUCAAGCAGAGCAUGUGCGUUGUUUGUGGGCUUCACAAGCUCAGAGCCAGAACAACAACACGUAUGUUGGCUUCAGGCAAAAUAAUCGGGAAGCCGGUCCCAGCAACUAUCUCCAGAAUCGACUCAGACAAGCCCCUCCGAGCUCAGCGCAGAGCACAAACUUAAACAUACCUUCAGCUGUGGGCAGUAGUUUUAGCCGGGGGCCUUCUACUGGUAGCUACACACAAACUGUUUCACAGCCAGCUAAAAGUGGCUUUGCUAAAGUCAGGUUAGUGCAGGGCAGCUCAGUGUCAAAACCUAACUUGAAUCGUGUGCCUAAACAGCGUUUUCAUGGCCUUUCUAGUGCUAUUCUCGGUAGCGAUUCUCUGAGUAAGAGCAUGAACAAGGACACAGGGAAGUCUUCCAUCCUGUUUGGUGCCGGCGCUCCUGAGCCAAACCAAAUCCCUGCACGGACCAAAACUUCCUCCAGUGUUCGUGCUAAGCUAGUGUCUAAAACGGAUAAACCUUCCCGUCCCUCAGCUCCUAAAAACCCCAGCCAGACUGAGGUUGUGACCCCAUACAAGAGUAAAGUGUUUUCAGGGAAUGCCCGAGGAAGCUACAAGGCUACUUCCAUGGCCUCAAGUUAUGGCACUUCUCUUGAGUCCAAUGUAGGAAAUGGUCCCGUCUUCAAGCCUCGCAGUUACUCAACGAGCUACGACUCCAAAUCGUCCAGAGAGGGAACCUCUGGUAAGAAGUUUGCCCCGACCAAGACCCACAUCAUCCCUGAUCAAUUUGGUGGCUAUGAUAUCAGACGGCUGAAGGCUCCUGGGCAGGAGAAAGUGAGUGUGAGGAAGCCCCCGCAGGCCUACCAGACUCCCAUCAAGGCCUACGUGGCCCCUCGGCAGCAAGCAACGAACCAGGCCUACCAGACUCCCAUCAAGGCCUACGUGGCCCCUCAGCGGCAAGCAACGAACCAGGCCUACGUGGCCCCUCAGCGGCAAGCAACGAACCAGGCCUACCAGACUCCCAUCAAGGCCUACGUGGCCCCUCAGCGGCAAGCAACGAACCAGGCCUACGUGGCCCCUCAGCGGCAAGCAACGAACCAGGCCUACGUGGCUCCCAACAAGGCCUACAAUGCUCCCCAGCAGCAGACUCCCAACAGGGCCCACAAGACUCCCAACAAGGCCUACGUGGCUCCCAACAGGGCCUACGAGGCUCCCCAGCAGCAGACUCCCAACAAGGCAUACGUGGCUCCCAACAGGGCCUACGUGGCUCCCCAGCAGCAGACUCCCAACAGGGCCUACAAGACUCCCAACGUGGCUCCCAAUAGGGCCUACAAGACUCUCAACGUGGCUCCCAAUAGGGCCUACAAGACUCUCAACGUGGCUCCCAAUAGGGCCUACGAGACUCUCAACGUGGCUCCCAAUAGGGCCUACGAGACUCCCAACAGCGCUCCCAACAAGGCCUACAAUGCUCCCCAGCAGCAGACUCCCAACAGGGCCUACGUGGCUCCACAGCAGCAGACUCCCAACAGGGCCUACAAGACUCCCAACGUGGCUCCCAACAGGGCCUACGAGACUCCCAACGUGGCUCCCAACAGGGCCUACGAGACUCCCAACGUGGCUCCCAACAGGGCUCCCAGCAGGGCCUACGAGACUCCCAACAGGGCUCCCAACAGGGCUCCCAGCAGGGCCUACGAGACUCCCAACAGGGCUCCCAGCAGGGCCUACGAGACUCCCAACAGGGCUCCCAGCAGGGCCUACGAGGCUCCCUACAAUGCUCCCCAGCAGCAGACUCCCAACAGGGCCUACGUGGCUCCCCAGCAGCAGACUCUCAACAAGGCCUACGAGGCUCCCAACAGGGCCUACGUGGCUCUCCAGCAGCAGACUCUCAACAUGGCCUACAAGACUACCAACAGGGCCUACGUGGCUCCCCAGCAGCAGACUCUCAACAAGGCCUACGAGGCUCCCAACAGGGCCUACGUGGCUCUCCAGCAGCAGACUCUCAACAUGGCCUACAAGACUCCCAACAGGACCUACGUGGCUCCCAACAAGGCCUACAAUGCUCCCCAGCAGCAGACUCUCAUCAGGGCCUACAAGACUCCCAACAGGGCCUACGAGACUCCCAACAAGGCCCACAAGACUGCCUACGAGACUCCCAACAAGGCCCACAAGACUGCCUACGAGACUCCCAACAAGGCCCACAAGACUCCCAACAGGACCUACGUAGCCCCUCAGCGGCAAGCAACGAACCAGUCCUACGAGGCUCCCAACAGGACCUACGUAGCCCCUCAGCGGCAAGCAACGAACCAGUCCUACGAGGCUCCCAACAGGACCUACGUAGCCCCUCAGCGGCAAGCAACGAACCAGUCCUACGAGACUCCCAACAAGGCCUACGAGACUCCCAAGAAGGUCUACGUAGCCCCUCAGCGGCAAGCAACGAACCAGUCCUACGAGACUCCCAACAAGGCCCACGAGACUCCCAACAAGGCCCACAAGACUCCCAACAAGGCCCACAAGACUCCCAAGAAGGUCUACGUAGCCCCUCAGCGGCAAGCAACGAACCAGUCCUACGAGGCUCCCAACAGGACCUACGUGGCCCCUCAGAGGCAGGCUGAACCCCAGGCCUACAUCUCUCCUCAGGUCAAAUGGUUGCAGUUCAAGCCAAAGUGGGGACAAUAGCAGGUGCAGCUGGUGUCCUCGGAUGAAUAUUUUAUGAUAUUUAAAUGAAAUAAAUACAUUAAUUUAC
Messenger RNA from Trematomus bernacchii (emerald rockcod), 2828 nucleotides. RefSeq lists its product as uncharacterized. NCBI's taxonomy places the organism in Eukaryota, Metazoa, Chordata, Actinopteri, Perciformes, Nototheniidae. Bases 59 to 2761 code for a protein of 900 amino acids. The record is from RefSeq and is a predicted model, not a curated record. The transcript is spliced from 7 exons.